Rangifer tarandus platyrhynchus (Svalbard reindeer) is the source of this 669-nucleotide messenger RNA. The record is from the annotation of a GenBank genome assembly. NCBI's taxonomy places the organism in Eukaryota, Metazoa, Chordata, Mammalia, Artiodactyla, Cervidae.
AUGAGAGAGGCUGGGGAGGCCCUUGGGCACCAGCGACUGCAGGCUUGGCCCCCAGCCUCUCUCCCCGCCUUGAAGGCAGCAGAGAUGUGCGUGCAGCCUUCUUGGAUGGUGGGGCUGAUCUGUGCUCACACGCGCUUCUCUGAGGUCCGCAGCUGCCAGGGGUCCCCAGAUGCGAUGUCUAGGAACGGGUCCCAGGCAGCUGACGGGAUUCGCUCUGUCACUUCUAUCUUCCUCGCUCUUGGAUCCGUGUCUGUUUCAGACGCUGGGUCUUCUGCAGCUUCUCCCAAGCCAGACGCCAGGCCUCGCCUAUUGGAAGCAACCCCUGCCAAGAGUGCAGGCCUGAGCUGGGAGGGUGUGAAAACCCGGCAUUCCCCCCGCCCCCCCCCAACCGCCCCGCCCGAAGGCAUCCUGACUCCCCGGGGCAAUGACAGCCUCUUGGCCGGCUCCGCUGGCACGGCUGCUCCGGAGUCCCACCGCUUCAUCGAUUCAUCACGUCUCAGUGUGCUGUUGCCGCAGGCAGCGCGAUCUCUUGGCGUUCCACUGGCUGCUGCAUUUGGAAGUGAUUUGGGACUCAAAAAGGCUGCAAUCGAGGGAACUCUGCCGCGUCGUUCUCUUCUAUUUCUGGCCACCCACUUUCUGAGCCGAGAAAGUGGGAUCUGGCCCAGCUGA